UCCAUCGUCGUCGCAUGGGAGUCCCUCGGCACUCUAUCGGAUCCCGUUAACGGCAGUCGCCGUCGAGACACCCGCUAUAACGUCUCUCGCAUCUCCGACACACUCUCAUCAAACAACCCCGGUGGUGGUGGUGUGUCAUUAUUUCCUCUUGUUUUUUCGCACUUUCUUCUUCAUCGGCAUUACUUCGUCGAGCGUCAGCAAUUACCUUUAGAUCGACGCGCAAAAGGAAGUACUUCUCGCCGAAUGGUUUUAACCCUUUGUGCUCGUUCCGGAAGAACCAUCGAACAACCAUCGCAAAUGAGAUAAUUUUUCGAUUGGAUCGCGAGUUUCGAGGAUGAAAUAUUGGAACGUGUUUCUUCUCGUAUUCGAAGAAAGAUACGACCUAUUUUGAAGUUUCGUGCGACGAAGACGCAUUUUUAGCGGAUCGGUGCGUCAACGAUAGAUACUUUUCUUCCAUUCGAAGUUACUUCAUUGGAUAUAGCAAAGAAUCCGCGAGGUACGCGCAUGUUGGGUGCAGCGAAGAGAAGAAGAAAGUUUCCAUAAGUAGAAGGGGGGAAACAAGGAAGAGUGAAUCAGGAUGAUGGAAGUGCAGCAGCAACACUCGCCUGUUGGGGUGGGUCCGUUGGAUUUUUCGCGAAGAGGUGUAGCCGAGACGUCAGCUUUUCGGGUCGUUAAACCGAAACAACCGGCUUCGUCGUUGGUACAUCAGCAGGUUGCGUCGCCGGAAACGAAUAACAACGAAAACCUUCAAGAAAAUUCGCAAGUUCCGCUCGAAUCCGAAGGAGGAUGCAACGUUCGUUUAAUGUUCCCGAGACUAUGGGCACCAUUUGGAAAUACAACCGAGGUUACGAAUCUUCCUCCCCUACCGAAAAGUCACUCAGAACGACUGUCCUUCGGUGUUGGUCGCUUGGUAGGGUCGCCCGCAACGACGAGCCCCUCGCCGUCGCAUUCGCCGUGUCCGGAGUCCCCGGCACUCGAGGAUCGUCGAGACUAUACCGAGAUAGACGUGGACGUGGAGGAGGAAGAAGAAGUCGACGUGGACGUGGAGGAGGUCGGCGAGGAGGAGGACCGGGACGCGGUAUCGAGUCCGCAUCGUUCUUCGUCGACGCCAUCGCCUACCGGGACGAUAACCUCGGCGACGUCUCCCCCCUCCUCGCAUCCGCCGAAGAGAUCGGCCGACACGUUCAGUGUGUCGGCGCUUCUAAGGCCCGACCCGCCCUCGGCUCACCUGCAAAAUGCUUCUCCUCACCGCGAAGCAGCCAUCGGUGGCGGUGGAGCUCAUCCGGCAACACCGGGUUCCUCCAUUAUCUACCCACCUCUUCAUCUUCAGGGUGGCCUUUUGCCGCCGCCUCAUCCUCACCAUCCUCUUUCCUACCUCCAUCCUCAAUUGUUGCCCCAUCAUCUUUUGCCUCCCCACUUGCACCCACUCCUACGCGGCGUUCACCCUGGACACCCGGCUUUGCACUCGACACACACGGCACACGGGCUGCAUCAUCCCCAUCCGCUCGCAGACGUCUACAGCUGCGUCAAGUGCGACAAGAUGUUUAGCACGCCUCACGGCCUCGAGGUGCACGCAAGGAGAUCUCACAACGGGAAGAGACCGUUCGCUUGCGAGCUUUGCAACAAAACCUUUGGCCACGAGAUUAGUCUGACGCAACACAGGGCAGUACAUUCCGCGGAAAAGGUCUUCGAAUGUAAGCAGUGCGGAAAAGCGUUCAAACGAUCGAGCACCCUGAGCACGCACUUGCUGAUACACUCCGAUACCAGGCCGUAUCCGUGUCAAUUUUGCGGAAAACGUUUCCAUCAGAAGAGCGACAUGAAGAAACAUACUUACAUACACACAGGUGAAAAGCCGCACAAGUGUCAGGUAUGCGGCAAAGCGUUCUCCCAGAGUAGCAAUCUGAUAACGCACUCGAGGAAGCACACGGGAUUCAAGCCGUUCGCCUGCGAGCUCUGCGGACGAGCUUUCCAGAGGAAGGUCGAUCUGAGGAGGCAUCGCGAGACCCAGCACGCCGAUCUCGGGACGUCGUCGCAUCGGCCGGUCGGCGGUGGCGGCAUCAACGCAAUUCCAUCGCAGAAUUCUUUGCCGAGUGGAAACGCUUCGAUAAUGCAAUGAAAACGAUCCGCAGGAACCCUUUCGACCGAACUAAAGUCACGCAUCGUCCUCGUCGACGGGAAGAGUGCAAUCCAAGGACGAAGAUCCGAGGGAGCAGGAUACGGGAACAAAGAGAUGUAGGCUGUUCGGAUCGUCGUCGAGGUCGAAAUCGAAUCGUAUUUUGUUUUCUUUUUCGACUACCUACAAGAGGUACACUUCUCUAAUCGCUUUUUCUUAGAUAUUCGCGCGAUAUCGAAACGGAUCCGAUAUCGGCGACGUUCCUUCGAAAUGCCAAUGUCGUUGGAUGAUUAAAAUUAUAAAUAAUACGAGAAAAGAAAGAGAGAAAAAUGUAAAAUAACGUUGUUCUACUAAAUUAUUAUAUCUAUUGUUUUUUUGAAUAUCAACCUUAUGCGAGGUGAUAGUUAAUUAUCAUAGAUACGUAGAAGCAUUUGAAUGUUCUCGUUCUUUGCUCGUUGGUCGAUUGUCAUCGAAGAAUUGAAGUUUGUUAGCGAAUAAGAGAGGAACGCACAUCGACGUACACACUUUGCAUAUCUCUUUCGCGAGGAGGAAACGACUAUUACUCGUCGGGACUCGAUAUCUCUGGACGAAGUCCUCUGGAUCGCAACUGUGACCAAACUUGUAAAUAGCACCGUAGACCGUAUCUCUUUUUGUUAGUCUAAUUGUAAGCGUUUACUCGUGCGGGCGCACGCACGCCCUACUGCAUACAUAUAAAUGUGGAUAUAAAAUGACUCGAACCUAUAAAUAUAAAUAGAGAAACGCGUCGCACCGAUCCGUGCGGUGCCGGUAUUUCUUCGCACUAAAUUCCCCCUCAAAUGCCCCCUCAAAUUCCCCCUCAAAUUCCCCCUCAAAUUCCUCUCCUCGAUGAGACCAACUCUCGAUAUUGUAUUAUGUAUAUUCGAUUCUUUCUCCUUCCUCUUUCCCUUACCAAAAUUUUUA
This is a messenger RNA of Polistes canadensis, 3052 nucleotides long. RefSeq names its product zinc finger protein 768-like. The coding region runs from base 578 to 2116 and encodes 512 amino acids. Gene Ontology annotation, biological process: regulation of transcription by RNA polymerase II. Gene Ontology annotation, molecular function: DNA-binding transcription factor activity; RNA polymerase II cis-regulatory region sequence-specific DNA binding. NCBI's taxonomy places the organism in Eukaryota, Metazoa, Arthropoda, Insecta, Hymenoptera, Vespidae. The record is from RefSeq and is a predicted model, not a curated record. The transcript has 5 exons.